Calidris pugnax (ruff) is the source of this 2103-nucleotide messenger RNA. RefSeq names its product harbinger transposase derived 1 (gene HARBI1). The coding region runs from base 584 to 1711 and encodes 375 amino acids. The record is from RefSeq and is a predicted model, not a curated record. The transcript is spliced from 6 exons. NCBI's taxonomy places the organism in Eukaryota, Metazoa, Chordata, Aves, Charadriiformes, Scolopacidae.
UCCUCACCCUUCCAUCUGUAAGCAAAGACUCAACUUGCAGCCAGGAGGAGCUGUGGUGAUUGCCUGAGAUCUGCUAAGGCUUAGGAACAGCGUUCACCUUUAGAAUCACUCUUGGUAUUUGCCAACGCAAAGCGAUUACUCAUGGUUCCUACCCCAGAGUGAAAUUAAAGAGAAGAGGGAAGAACCAAGCAAGGCUGUCGCUCUAAAGAGAGGGCUGUGAGCACCUCUCAUCCCACUUGUACCUUCCCAGUUACCCCACUGCUCCCCCCAGACUGGGCUCCUUGUCCCCACCACUCUAUCAGAACUUCUUGGCAAAUACAGGACCCAAAUCCAACCUCCGAGGACGUCCCACGUGAAGCUCCAGAAAAGUCUUCACUGAAUCAUGCAGCAGCCCACAGCACGCAGACUACACCAGAGCCUGCUCCCACGUACCCUGUACUACAACCAGCAAUCCCAUCACCGGGGCUCAACGUCUGGGGGAAUACGUGCUCAGGAAAGUUGAGAUGAUCCAACACCAUUUAAGCAAAACCAGGUGAUCCUGUACGAUCCUUCCAGACACCUAAACACAGCCUGGCUCACCCGAAUGACUUAUUUCUUGCCACAAGGAGGAUUCUACCAGGUGGAGGCUGCGGGGAAGCCCCAGGGGAGCCCCCGGCUGUUGGCCAUGGCCGUACCUAUUGCCGUUCUUGACUGCGACCUCCUGCUCUACGGCCGCGGACACAGGACUUUGGAUCGCUUCAAGCUGGAGGAUGUCACGGACGAGUAUCUAGUGUCCACCUACGGCUUUCCCCGACAAUUCAUUUACUACCUGGUGGAUCUUCUAGGAGCCAGUCUCUCUCGCCCUACACAGCGGUCCAGGGCCAUCAGUCCGGAGACGCAGAUCCUUGCUGCACUGGGUUUCUACACCUCCGGCUCCUUCCAGACUCGCAUGGGGGAUGCCAUUGGCAUUAGUCAAGCCUCCAUGAGCCGCUGCGUGGCCAACGUGACCGAGGCGUUGGUGGAAAGAGCCUCGCAGUUUAUUCGCUUUCCUGAGGAUGAAGCUAUGGUUCAGAGCCUGAAGGAUGACUUUUAUGGGCUGGCAGGCAUGCCGGGAGUGCUGGGGGUGGUCGACUGCACCCACGUGGCAAUCAAAGCGCCAAAUGCCGAGGACCUGUCCUACGUGAACCGAAAGGGUCUCCAUUCUCUGAACUGCCUGAUGGUGUGUGAUGCCAGAGGAGUCCUCCUGAGUGCAGAAACGCACUGGCCGGGCAGCCUGCCCGACUGCACAGUUCUGCAGCAGGCUGCCCUUACAAGCCAGUUUGAAAAUGAGCUACAUAAAGAUGGCUGGCUACUUGGUGACAGCUCCUUCUUCCUCCGCACGUGGUUGAUGACCCCUCUGCAUAUCCCGGAGACACCCGCAGAGUACCGUUACAACAUGGCCCAUUCUGCCACUCACAAUGUCAUCGAGCGGACGUUCAGAACCAUCCGGUCGCGUUUCCGCUGCCUGGAUGGCUCCAAAGGCACCCUGCAGUAUUCUCCAGAGAAAUCCAGCCACAUCAUUCUGGCCUGCUGCGUGCUUCACAACAUCUCCCUGGAACACGGGCUGGAUGUGUGGUCUUCGCCGGCCACAGGACACAUGGAACAACCAGAAGAAGAGUACGAGCAAAUGGAAUCAAUGGACUCGGAAGCCUGUCGUAUUCGUCAGGAGCUUUUACUUACACAUUUUAGCUAACGUUGUGACAGAGAGAAGGCUUCUAACGGUUCAUCUGGGAAGAUAUGCAGAGCAAAUAUGCCCCUUCCUUCUUCUUUGAGCCUGUAAAGACUAAGCAGAUGUUAAGACAAGGAGAAAUUUUACUCUUUUCAUUCCAGGCGGCAUUCUGAACUUCUCUCGGUCUCUCCGGAGAUGCAAUUUAAUUGCUAAAUUUUUACUGUUGUAAUGCUUAGAAACUCCCCUUUCACCUGAGUUAGAGAACAAGGACUCGUGAGAUCAGUGGAGAAACUUGGGAAAUCGUCUUUGAUAGCGAUGAAAAACGUGUAAGCCUUGCGCUGUUUUGCAAAGCAACAAUUCUGUGCCACUUUGUAACCCCCGGUACUUGUGAUGGGUUUUUAAACAGCAUUUCACAC